Molecule: messenger RNA, 778 nt
Organism: Aureobasidium pullulans EXF-150
Lineage: Eukaryota; Fungi; Ascomycota; Dothideomycetes; Dothideales; Saccotheciaceae
Exons: 2
Coding region: 127-684 (185 amino acids)
Source: RefSeq, a predicted model, not a curated record
GAUUUCAAAUUCCUGGUUUCACUUGCUUGCUUUCACUCGUGCUUUCACCUGCUAUAUAAGCCACCUCCUUCUUCCACUCAACCUUCUUUUCUCUAAUUCGGUUCGAAACAUCAUUGGGUCACCAACAUGGCAAAACCACCCACCGAUCCACGCCUUCAGCGCUGCCUGACCAGACUCGAGCACCUUUUCGCGUCCUGGGAAGAGUGCAACGGUAAACCCGACAACCACCGCAAAGACGACACUGAGGCACUGUUCGAAGACGCGUACAUUCUUCCGACAAAGAUCUUCUCACUCGAGCGCAAGGAACAAGACAUCAAGAACAAGCUCGCAAAACUAGAAGAGGUUCUGGAAUCGAUCACUGCAAGGAUGAACGAAGUCGACCUGGACGAACCACAAUACAACGAUCUGCAUCAAGCAAGAGAAAUCAAACUCGAGGACAAGUCAGGAAAAUCAGAGGAUGUAUUCCUUUUGGACGACCCACAAUAUUACGCUCUGUAUCACGAGAGAGCGAUUGCAGUCGAGGAACAACAACGUUUGACAGAGGAGCACUCGAGUGUGCUGGCCGAGAUGGCAAAGUCCAAAGAGACUUCCGACAAGGCCAUGGAAACAAACAUGGAAAUUCUGGAGGAGAGACAUGAGUUGGAGUGGUUCGGCAGAAUACUCGACCACAUCGAACCUUCUUGAAUUCUUGCCGAAACAAUAAUGGUCUUCUGCAAAUGCGCCAGAACUCCAUCCAAGUGGCGUGGGAGCUUCAUCGAACGUGAUGAAAAGUUGAGUC